Molecule: messenger RNA, 2298 nt
Organism: Sparassis crispa
Lineage: Eukaryota; Fungi; Basidiomycota; Agaricomycetes; Polyporales; Sparassidaceae
Product: Probable 5-methyltetrahydropteroyltriglutamate--homocysteine
Exons: 9
Coding region: 1-2298 (765 amino acids)
Molecular function (GO): zinc ion binding; 5-methyltetrahydropteroyltriglutamate-homocysteine S-methyltransferase activity
Source: RefSeq, a predicted model, not a curated record
AUGGUCGCCUCCAGCGUUUUGGGUUUCCCCCGUAUCGGUGCAAACCGUGAGGUGAAAAAAGCCGUGGAAAGCUACUGGGCUGGCAAAAUCUCUGCCGAAGCCUUAACCAAGGUUGCUGCCGACGUCAAGAAGACUACCUGGACCAGCCUCAAGGCCAGAGGCGUAGAUCUCAUCCCCAGCGGUGAUUUCUCCCUCUAUGAUCACGUCCUCGAUCACUCCGCCGCUUUCAACGCCAUUCCCAAGCGUUACCUCGGCCAUGGCCUCUCCGCGCUCGAUGUAUAUUUCGCCAUGGGCCGCGGUCGUCAGGCGGACGGCGUCGACGUGCCUGCGUCUGAGAUGAAGAAGUGGUUCGACUCCAAUUACCACUUCGUCGUCCCCGAGUUUGCAGAGGACACCGAUUUCAAGCUCAACUUCAACAAGGCCCUCGAGGAGUACAACGAGGCGAAGGCCAUCGGCAUCGUCACCCGCCCCGUCGUCCUUGGGCCCCUCUCCUUCCUUGCCCUCGGUAAGGCUGCCAAGGAGGCGAAGGCCGGUUUCGAGCCCAUCACACUCCUCCCCAGGCUCCUCCCCGUCUACAAGCAGCUUCUUGCUGAUCUCAAGGCGGCCGGCGUGGAGUCCGUCCAGAUCGAUGAACCCGUGUUGGUCCUCGACUCUGCUGCUGGUCUGGAAAAGCGGUUCUCUGCUGCCUACGUGGAACUUGAGCCCGUCUCUCCCAAGAUCGUGCUGACGACGUACUACGGGCGCCUCGACUCCAACCUCACGUUCGUCGCCAAGCUCCCCGUCGCCGGUCUCCACAUCGACCUCGAUCGCGCUCCUGGUCAACUUGACCAGGUGAUCGCAGCUGUUAAGCCCACGAGCAUCGUCCUGUCCCUCGGUGUUGUCUCCGGCCGCAACAUCUGGAAGACCGACCUCCAGGCAGCAAUCAAGCUCGGCCAGAAGACGAUCGAUGCCCUCGGCGCUGACCGCGUCAUCAUCGCAACCUCCUCUUCGCUCCUGCAUACGCCCGUUACGCUUGAUGCUGAGAAUAAGCUCACGCCGGAUCAGAAGGACUGGUUCUCGUUCGCGCUCGAGAAGGCCAGCGAGGUCGCCGUCGUCGCCGCUGUUCUCUCCGGCUCCCAGGACCCCAAGGUAGCCGAGGCCCUCGCGGCGAACACCGCGUCCAUCGCUAAGCGUCGCGAGUUCGAGCGUACAUCGGACGAUGCGGUACGGAAGCGCGUCGCUGCUAUCACCCCUGAUAUGCUGGAGCGCAAGAGUCCCUUUGCUGUCCGCAAGGAGGUGCAGCAGAAGUAUCUCAACCUGCCUAAGUUCCCCACUACUACCAUCGGUUCCUUCCCGCAAACGAAGGAGAUCCGUACCGCUCGUGCGAAGCUCAACAAGAAGGAAAUCACCGUGGAGCAGUACAACGAGUUCAUCAAGAAGGAGAUCGAGAGCGUCGUACGCUUCCAGGAGUCGAUCGGCCUUGACCUCCUUGUCCACGGUGAGCCGGAGCGGAACGACAUGGUGCAGUACUUCGGCGAGCAGCUCGAGGGCUUCGUCUUCACCCAGAAUGGUUGGGUGCAGAGCUACGGCUCUCGCUACGUCCGUCCCCCAAUCGUCGUCUCCGAUGUUCGCCGUUCUGGCCCGAUGACCGUCGCGUGGAGCAGCUACGCGCAGAGCCUCACGACCAAACCCAUGAAGGGUAUGUUGACUGGCCCCGUCACUAUCCUCAACUGGUCCUUCCCCCGUGCGGAUGUCUCCCGUGAGCUCCAGUGCAAGCAGCUUGCGCUUGCCCUCCGCGACGAAGUUGGCGACCUCGAGAAGGCCGGCAUCAAGGCUGUCCAGGUGGACGAGCCCGCUCUUCGUGAGGGCCUGCCUCUCCGUAAGGCCGACUGGGAGCCUUACCUAAACUGGGCGCUGCCGUCAUUUAAGAUCGCGACGGCGGGCGUGUCCGACGCGCUGCAAACGCACUCGCACUUCUGCUACUCCGACUUCGACGACAUCUUCCCGUCGAUCCAGGCGCUCGAUGCGGACGUCAUCUCCAUCGAGGCCUCCAAGAGCGACAUGAAGCUGCUCAACACGUUCAAGCACUACGGGUACUCGAACCAGAUUGGGCCCGGUGUCUACGACAUCCACUCACCGCGUGUCCCCGGCGAGCAGGAGAUCAAGGACCGCAUAGCGUCUAUGCUCCAGAUCCUUCCCGAGUCGCUCCUUUUCGUCAACCCUGACUGUGGUCUGAAGACUCGCGGCUGGAAGGAGACAGAGGCAUCGCUCAAGAAUGUCGUCACUGCCGCCCGCUGGGCGCGCCAGACAUACGCUUAA